Musca vetustissima is the source of this 13056-nucleotide messenger RNA. RefSeq lists its product as uncharacterized. Gene Ontology annotation, cellular component: transcription factor TFIIIC complex. Lineage: Eukaryota; Metazoa; Arthropoda; Insecta; Diptera; Muscidae. Gene Ontology annotation, biological process: transcription by RNA polymerase III. The record is from RefSeq and is a predicted model, not a curated record. Bases 1 to 13056 code for a protein of 4351 amino acids. Gene Ontology annotation, molecular function: protein binding. The transcript is spliced from 12 exons.
AUGAAUUCCUCAAGUGCUUCGGACAAUGUGACCAGUAAUGUAGCAACAACAACAACAACGGAUUCUCAAACUGUUGUACUGUCUGCUGCGUCUUCCUCUAAUGAUGGGGGUAAUGGAAUGCCGAAAAUGUCGAAUGCCAGAGAAAUUCUUAAUAAUGAUGUUGAAAUGCCUAAGGGGGGCAGACGUCUUAUACGUACCAUACGACCCAUUGAUGUUCGAAAAUUACAACAAUCUGGUUUAGAUCGUAAAAUUGCAGAGGUCUUAAGUAAACAAAAGAAGCUGGGUAAUGGAAAUACAACAACAACAAUUACAAAAACAACAACUGGAACAACACCAAAACCCCUAAUUAAUACAAGCUCUAGUAGCAGUACCACCAACAACAACACACUAAAUGUGCCUUCGAUUCCCAAAAAUAAUGUAAAACCCCAUGGCUCUACAACAACAGCACCAACAAGUGGUGGAGUAGGAUCUACAACAGCUAGUACAUCUGCUUCAGCUUCCAGUGCUCCUCCUCCAUCAUCAUCGUCCACACCAACACCAUAUAUUUUAAAUCCCACAACCCGGAUGCCGGAUAAAAAUUCCCUAACACUUUCUGGUCAAAAAUCGAUUAUCAUCAAACCAAUAAUACCACCAAAAAUUACCAUUACCGCUCCGGAGGCCACAUCGCCCAGCCUUGAGAUGGCGCCCAAGCUACCAACUGCAAAUGAUGUGGCCGUAGCUGCCGCUGCCGAACAGCGUAUGAAACAUGUCAAAAGUCUAUUACAUCAAAAGUUAAUGCAGCGACAGCAGAAUUCCGCAACACCACCCGGCCUACAAUCAUCACCAUCACCACCCUCAUUUUUUAUCAAUGAAAAGGGACAAAAACAGUAUGCACAUCUAAAGCCGCCGGCCAAUGAGACGACAUCUCCACCUCCUAUCAUUUUAAAUAAAUCGAAAAGUAAUCGGCAAACUUCGGAUGGAUCUCCAAGAGAUCAGCAACAACAAAAAUUACCCACAAAAAUAUUUAUUCAUAAUAGUAAUUCAACACACCUGCUGAAACCGCAAAGAGGAGGAGGAGGUGCUGGUGGUCUCAAUUCACCUCUACAAACCAAGCCUUAUAAUAUGAGUCCUCACGGCCAUCAUCAUCUUCCUGGCAAUCAAUGGGGUGGUUCGACACCAAAUUUAUAUCAAAAAUCUGCAAAUCAUGGUGGAGGCACCUUCUCUCCAAUUGUGGGAGAGUCGGCAAAAUCGGCCAGCAAUCAAUAUGAAUCGGGAUAUUACAGACAAUCCCAAGGGAAUAUGCCAGUAGCGAAUUUCCAUCAGCAGCUCCCCAUACGUCCACAACAAUCAUACCAACAACAACCUCAGUGGACCUCGGGUGGUGUUACAUUCCAGGAUAAUCGCAAUCAAACCUCAAGCCCCUACUAUCAUCUGCCAACCUCCACACAUAAUAUGGCAAAUCCGACUCUACAUAAAGCCAUGUCUUAUCCGUCUCUCAAUCAAAUGGCAAAUUAUGCCAUCAACAAUGCCAUCAACAAUUCAAACACCGAGAAAUAUAAUCCGCCAACCAUGAUGUCCUCGAUGCCAAUGGAAUCCUCUAACCACCCCCAAACCCUACCAACAAAUCAUCGCCUAAUUAAUGCUUUAAAUAUAAAUAAUAAAAAUUUACUACAAUCACCCUAUGGCGGUGGAGUGAAUAAAAAUUCCGCAGCCGAACCUUCGACCCCAAAUACUCCAAAAUUGCCAACAAAACCAAAGACACCACAAAAAUCACCACAGGAUAUUGCAAGGAAAUUGGAUUUUGAUAAUCAGCAGACCCCUAUAAGGAUACCACAAUAUAAUCCGCCAGGGAAUUUGAAUGCCGAUAAUGGUGGGGAAAUUCCCCCCAAGGCCUCGGUGAAACCCUUACAGGGCCAUGUUGCAAUAGUAAAACAAACGGAGGCCUCAACACCACCAGGUCGCAAUCGGAUUGUUAUACCCGAUGUAUCACCGCUGAAGACACCCUUUCCCACAGCAAAUCUGCCGCAGGAGGCACCCUUGCCCACCAUCGAUACCUUUAAGAAGCCCUAUCCAACAAAUCACAAUUAUUUCCAGCUGAAUACGGGCCAUAUUUCCAUAAGCUAUCCCAGCAGCAGCACCACCACCACCAUUACAGCUCUUCCAGAACCCCAGCAGCAGCAUCAACCGGAAAACAACCUUAUCACAAUACCCUCAUCUUCGUCUCCUCCCAACCAGAUGGCUCCAAACUCUUUAAUUGUUUUGGAAAAUAAGGUUCUCUCCCAGGAUGAAAUGAUUGAUCUGACAGCCCUCAGGUUAUCCACCACCUCCAACACGAAUCAACGUUUUGCCCGGCCCCACAAACCCAUACCAGAGGUGGUAAUAAAACAGGAAAAUCCUGAUGAUACGGAAACCACAAAUACGCCAGCUAAUGAGGAUGCAGCUGCAGCUGUGGAGCAAAAACCCUCUCCCAUAAUUCAAACCCAAAGUAAUCAACGAGGCAUGGUCCUAAUAUCCUCCCGACAGAACAAAAAAAUCAUUGUUAAUGCCUCCAAACUGCAGCUGCCGCCGGAGAAAAUUGCCGAUUUGGCCAAAAUUAUUGCCCAAAAGGCAGUCAACAAGUCAUCAGGAGGAGGUUCAGGUGGCACAAUUCAAAAUUUAAAAUCUCCUGGAGGUGGAGGAGGAGUGUUUUCCCAAUCACCCUCUAAACAGCAAAACAAAAAUCUUGCAGGGCAGAAAGUCUAUCUCAUUGUUAAAAAAGACACUGGGCAGCAGGCUUCUGCCUUGGAACAAAAACCCAACAAAUCUUCAGCAGAUAUUGCCUCCAACCUCUCAACAACCUCCCAGCAAUCGACCAAGGAACCACCACCGAUGCUUGAAAUAAAAAAGGAGAUACCUCCUCCCACCAAACUAUCCUAUACCCCCACAAAAUAUCUAAAGCCAGCUGUGGAAAUAAUUGACGAACCCAGCGAUGAUGAUGAUGACGGUGACGGUGAUGCUGAUGGUGGUGGUGAGCAGAACAACUUUUCAGCUGUCGAUUUUAUUGCCUCACUGGCCCAAAGUAAUCCCAUUACCGAAGAGACCCAAUUGGAAUUAUCCCCAGAGGAAUUAAAUUUGAAUGCCUCAUGUGCCAUGAAUUUAUCGCCCUUACGAAUACCACCACCUUCGCCACAACGUAGACGUACUUUUAGCAGCUCCUCCGUGUCACAAUUUACAAUACCCGGGGCUGAGAAUGUUCAAUCGCACAGGGUGAGAAAAAAUUCCGCCAUGGAUAUUGGUAAAAUUGUUACAAUGCCACAAUAUCCUCAUGCUCCAGAUGAUGCGGAUUCUUCGACCAUACCCAUGGUGGAUACCAUAAUCAUCGAAAGUUCCAAAGGUCGGGAUGUUCUAAGAAAAUCGGUGGAUGGUGAGAUUUUGAAAGCUGCCAAAUAUCAAGAGGAUUUGUGGUCGUAUCACAACCGAGAACCUUUGGCGGAAUCUCCAAAAUUGUCACCACGAAAAUCCCUUACAACCGGUAAUUCAACCCCUAAGGAAUCGAAGGAAAGAUUACCACAAAUAAAAAUUGUCUCCCCCUCCAAAUUAUCGCCCAUCAAGAAAUUGUCAGCCUCCCAGCUCAUGGAUUUAAAUUUUCGAGAACUUCCAAGGCACGAAGGAAAUUUCAAUGGAAAUUUGCACGAACCUGUUCAGCAGAUUUUCAAUAACAUAACCUCACAAAAUAGUUUUUCAAAUCAUUCCAUAAUGCCCACCAAUACACCAGCGAUGGACUCUUGGGCGAAAGGAGAAAUCUGUCAGAUACCAGGUUAUCUAAAAGAUUUAUCAGUGACUAGGGUGAGAACGAUCUCAAAAGAUCAGGAACAACUUCGAAAUGUCUCUUCCCAACAUAAUACCCCUAACACGAGGGCGGAGAAAAUGAAUCAGGAACCUUAUUCAAACCUUUCCACGGAACCUCUAGUCAGCAGAGGAGUAGAAAUAACUAUUUCAAGGGAUAUGGAAAUGGCGGAUCACAUGAAAGGAGUUCGAAUGCCCAUUACGAAUCAGCAACAACAGUUUAGAGAUAUUGUGGAAACAUCUGUUAUCCCGAUACGAGAUAAAAUUGCCAGCCAGAAAUCUGAAGCAGAAGUUUCAGAUCCCCAUAAAGAAGAAAAAAUUGUCACAAAGAAUCAGCAACAACUUCGAAAUAUUUCAAUGGAUAUAGAAACCACACCAGGACCCAAGAAAACUCCCCAGAAAAUUGCAUCAUCAAAGGAUCCCCAUAAUCCGGAAAAUAUUUCAAGAACUUCUUCAAUGCGAACAUCAGAACCCUCUGAGGAAAACAUGAUAAUCUCAAGGGACCAAGAACGGAUUUUUGUACCCAUUGAAGGUGCUACGGGAACUUCGGAACCCAAUAAGCAAGCACAAGCAACAACCUCAAUGGAACAACAUAAAAUUGGAAACAUUCCCGAGUUUAUGGGAACUUCGAAAGCCAAAAAACAGGGUGAAACGACCUCUUCCGAUCACAAUAAAGAGGAGCAAAUAAUUUCAAAUGAAUCCCAAUCGAAGGCAAGCCUCCUUCCCAAAGAAGAAAGCAGUACCACCGAAUCCUCCCACCAAAAAAAGAAAGAUUUGAAAUCGAUUUUGAAAGUUACCACCACGACGGAAGCUGCAGCUGAAACAACAGGUCCAAAAGCGGGAGAUUUUUUGCCCGGUGAUGAUAUAUCAAAUUCAUCCUCAUCCGAUGGAAGUGUAAAACAAACUACAACAUGCCAAAUCAUCAACCCGAAUCAGGAUGAGCAGAUGUCCUCGAAAGCAAAUGAAACGGUGAACCCUACUCCGGUGGUUUCGAAACGUAUAUCUCGCUUUAAGAAGGGUAAAAUAAAUUUGGUGCAACGUAAUAAACCCGCAGGAGGAGGAAGGGGUGCGGCUGCUGCUGGAGGAGGAAAAUCGCAAAAAGAUGCGACAGCUCCCCCGUCUUCUCAGGACAAGAAGCGGCAAGAAGGAAUUCUUUCUGCAGAUUCUUUGAAAAAGAAUGCCGAAGCGAUUGAAAUAAUUGAAGGUUCUACGGAUAUUACAGGAGAAGGAAAUACAACAACAAUUUCCUCCUCAUCUCCAAAGAAGAUUGAAGAAAAAGAAAAUGAAAGAGAGACUAAUAAAAAUGCGAGUAACACGGAAAAAAUCGUAACCUCCAAAAGGGAAGAGAACACCGAAAGUCAAAAUGAGAUGGUGGAAAGCUGCUACUCAGUGUCUGUGGGAGCCGUAGAAGACAAUGAAAUACAAGUGUGCGAAAUAACAAGAGAGGAAAAUGAAGAAAGUACAGCUCCACCUCCUCCUUCUGGAGAGAGUACCAGUUCUCCUUUGGAUUCCAAAGAAAUAAGCAAAGAAACAAUGGAUAAGGCAAGCGGACAAUCAGAGCAAGAGGAUAAAGGUGAACAAUUAAGCCAUCAGUCGGCUGAAGAAGUCAGAGCCGCAAAAUCAUCCCAAGAAAUGCCUCAAGAUGUAACAGAACAACAAUUGGCAGGAGGAUCAAUAAGUUUAUUCGAAGUGACAACACUUUCUCGAGAUAAGCGACCAAAAAUAGAUACACCUAUUGAAGAAAGGCCUCAUGAUGAUAGCCAGAUAAUAGCACCAACCAUGGAAGAAGUAAAGUCUCAAGAUGACCAACAACAAUCACAACCGGAAGAGGGAUCUUCAAGUCUGUUCGAUGCAGCAACUCUUUCUCAAGAUAGCCACAGCACUACUGAAACAUUUAUGAAAGAAACAGAAGUCAUUGCCCCCAGGUCCACCACCUUCCAAAAUAAUGAAAUAUCCAUGAAAGGUAGGGAAGAGGUCCCUUCAAGCAGUUCUAAUCUUCAUGAAGAACCUUCAGCAAAUUCAAAGGUCUCCAAUGAAAUGAAGCUAAUAGAAAAGGGAUUGCAAAUGCCCCUACAAGGUUCAGCAACUUCAGAUGAAUUGGAAGGAAUUGUCAUUCCAACAACAACAAAUUUGAUGGAAUCAAUCACCAAUGAUCAGGUUGGAUUAGCAACAGAACCAAAUACCUCUUCCGAUUGUAAUUUUUUCUCAACAAAUUUGAAGGAGUCUCAUAAAUCCUUUGCAACACCAACUCCCUCACAAGGUUCCCAAAGUCAUCCUCCCCUCAACACGAUGAAAUCAUCUCCGGAAUCCUUUGAAAAUUCUGCUGCCGAGCCACUACUGAAUACAACAGAAAAGAUCAUGGAUGGUUCUACCACAAUUGCCGAACACAAUUCUACCAAACCUCAAAAAGAAAACCAGUCAACAUUCGAAGAAACAAUCGAUACUCCGGCUAAUGCAGAGGGUGAAUCCUCUCCUAUGGACUCCACCUUAAAACCCCUGGAAAACAUUAAAGCCACCGAAUGCCUGGAGGUCAUAACAAAGCCAGAGGCCGUAAAAAUGACACCCGCAUGUCCAAAAGAAAAUAAUUUCAAUGAGGACAUUUGCCCCAGCUCUCAAGAGGUUUCUGUGGAAUCAAAUGCCGGUCAAAUAACAACAUCAACCGUAGAACAAAGUUCCCUUGAUAAAAAUACCUCAGCAGUAGAACCUUCGGCACAAGAAAUUGCUGAAGUUUCCCUUGAUCAUAAUAGCUCUCAAAUACCAGAGAAGAAUCUUACUUCUGGGCCCGGUUGUUGUGUACCUAAGAAAAUCUGCAAUGAAAAUCUAACUGCUAUGGACUGUGGGGUAGCUAAAAUUUCUAAUGAAUUUUCUAAGGAAACCCCCUCUGGAUCGGCUGUAAAGGAAACAUCCCAAGAAAAUCGAAGUUCCCUCUAUGCUGGAACGACGACUAUUGAUGGUGAUGUUGGCAGAGAAGUCAUGGACAUGGAAACCACAAAUAAACCUGAAAGUUACCUUCAAAAGGAGACUCUUGGGGAGGAUAAUCAUGUCAGCGAAUCUAUGGAUUGUAGAGUAAUCAAAAGUAAAGACGGAUACUGUCUUCAAAGUGAGACUCCGGAGGAGGAUAAUAAUAAUUGUUGUUCCAAGGCAACGGGAAUAAGGGAAGCUCACGCAAAACCCUCUCAAAAUUUCCUCGAGGAAAAUCACUCCCAUCAUUUGGAGAACUUGUCUUCAAGAUCUCAAACCUCUGAGGAGUUACCAGAGAUAUCUUCUUCGGAGCAAACUGAGAAAUCUGUUGAAGAUUCUGCGGAGGGACAGAUUAGGGAACCAUCCAAUGAAUUCGUGAUGAACAAAUCUCUACAAGAAACUCAUUCCAAGUCCAUGGAUUUCGAUGCCCUAAAGCCUUCAAAAACAACUUCAAAUGAAACUCCAAUGUCUUUGCCGGAAAACCCAACCAAAGAUAUUAUGGAGAACUCAACUCCAGGUAGCAGCAGUUCCAUUUCCAAAGUUUCAUCGGAAACUUCAAAAUCUUCAAACCGCAGAGAUGGGAAAAAUAAAUCUUUGCAGGAAACAUCACAAACACCAGCCACUCAUAAUCCGCUAAGCAAAGAAUUCGAGGACAAAACUUUUGAGGACAGACCAGAAACUUCAAAGGAAACUUCUCCAUCUUGCAAUAAUUCUCCAGAUAAUAUUCCAAAGUCCUCAAAAACAAAGGAAAUGACGGAGAACCCCUUGGAUGCCUCUCCAAAGUCCCUGCCUUUACCCAAAGAACUGCAAAAGGCCCAGGUUUCACUUAUCGACAUUGUUAAGAACCCGCCACCCAUAGAGAAAAUUCCAACAGUUCCAAAAAUACCUUUCAAAAGACCCCCUCCCACCAGCACCAGGGACAGAUUGGAACAAAUUCGGGGCAUACGAAAUCUACUAAAUAAAAUUAAGAAACCCGAAGAAAAGCAGCCAACGGGAUCAGCGACGGAAAAUCACCACCAUGAUGAUGAUGAUGAUGGAGGCCAGGAAAAGAAACCCAAAGAACAGCAGCCACAACACCAACCACAUUCCAUAAUAAAUGUAAAAAAAUUAAGUGAGCUAACGGAGGAGGUUAGCACAGAUUCAGAUAGCCCGGCACAGAGUCGGGACAACACCACGACGGUAUCUGAUGGGGUGACGGAAGUUGCAACCUUACCAAGUCCAAUUGGUCGCCGAAGAUCUACACGUUUGGGUGUGUUCAAUUCUCAUGAGGAGCCCAAAGAAGAUAGGGUAAUAAAAUCUGCCAAAAAUCAAAAUCUUCCUUUAGGCGUUGGAUCACCUUUGCCGCCACCGCCAGAUGAUAGUCCCACAAAAGAUAAAGAAAAUCAUCAAUUACCAAAAGUGACCCGGAAAACAAGGCGCUCCACUUCCAAGGCGGCUGAAAAUCCCAAUCAGAGCAAAGAUUCUAAGGUUCGGCAAGGGGAGGAUGGCAUCGACGACCUUCAGAAAGGAAACAAUGUUAUUGCCACGGCAAGGAGGACAAGACACUCCUCUACCAAAGCAGUGGAAAAUCUGGGUGAGGUGGCACAGCAACAAACCAAAGAAUCGAGGGUUCGAGAAAAGGAGGAGGAUGAAGUCAGUCCCGCCAAAAAUAAAGAAAAUCUAAGGUCAAGGAGAACGAGAUACUCCUCUUCGAAAGCUGCAGAGAAAUUGACGAAUGUGCCAACGGAACAGCAACAAACCAAAGAAUCCAAGGUUUCCAAGGAAGACGAAGAUCAUUUGCAAAACAAACGAACCCGAUACGCAUCUAAGCAGCAAUUGGAGGACCCACAGUCACUCUUUGAUAAGUUGAAAGCCCCUUCAUCCUCUUCCCGCCACCUUAAACGUAAUCAUUUAUCCUCCGAGAAUCCAUCAUCUUCUAUGGAUAUUAGUGGUGCGGAUUCUUGUCAGGAUAGCCAAACAGAAUAUACCCGACCCGCCAGUACAAGUCCACGUAAGAGGCUGCGAAAGACCCUGGAAGAUAUUAAGAAGUCCCAUAAAAAUCCCACCAGUGAUUCGGAAGAUGAGGUGAGGGAUUUUGAGGCCAUCGCAAAUGGCUAUGUGGACCAGGAUGAUGAAGAUAGUGCAGGUGGUGGUGAUCACGAUCCAAGUCCUAGUGAUUUCUUAGGUUUCGAAGAUAAUUCCAUGGGUUCGCACAAAUGUAAAACUCCCGAUAUUGCUGGCGAGGGGGAUGUGCAGAACUCAUCACCCACCAAGGCAUCUACCACCAAAGGUGGUACCUUGAAAAAUUGGCUAACCACCGGUAAGGCUAUAUCACCAACGUCCCACAGUAAACAGAGCAUGGCAACGCGGCAGCGUCAUCGUUCCAUGCCAUUGAAAAAACGUUGGGAGCUAAAUGAAAAAUCAUGCCGCGAUGAGACUGAUAUAACCGAUGACAGUACACCGGUCAAUGAUGAUGAAGAGGAGGAGGAGGAGGCGGACGAGGUGAGGGAGACCUCUAAACGGCCUUUAAAAACUGUGAUUGAUAGCUCUAAGAAUUUACCAGAUACCAAGAGAAGGAAGCGGGAUAAUGACAGGCUCGAGGUUCCUGCAACAACAAAAGUUUGUCCGGAACCCAUAUCGACGUUGAUAUCAAAGAAAAUCGAUAUUAAUAAAAUAUCCGAAACUGAUUCAGAUACCCCAGUUACCAUGUCGAAAAGAUCGAAAAGGCCUCGAAGACGUUUGAUUUCCGAUGACUUUGAUAAUCAAACAAAAAAUACCCCAGCAGAACCAGAGGAAAAGCGAACCGGGACAAGGAGUCAAAAAAAUGCUACCAAAGAAGAGACAAGAUCACAGGAUGAAGUCAAUGAAACCUCCGCUAAUGUAGAGGAAAAUCCUGCAGAUCUUCUAACAUCUAUAACCUCGAAAAGAAAACGGAUUAAGAAGCAGGAUGAUGCUGAGGAUACACCUACAACCACAACCUCCUCAAGGUCGGCACGGCAGAACAAAACAAGAGAAGAAGAAAAACCAAGAGAUGAAACUUACCUGCCUCCUCCUGCAGAUUCAGUGACCCCCAAUGCCCCUGAAGUCUCCAAAUCCGUGGAAAUUCACGAAGAACUUCUCACACCCAUGGCCAGCAAAAGACGGCGUAUUAAGAAUCCAAAAUUCGAUGAUGAUACACCCACAACCACAACUUCCUCCAGAUUACGGCAGAAUAAAAAAGAACCCGAAGAAGCAGCUCCGCCGACUCCAAUAAUCCCUCCUCAAACAAUUGAAAAUCUUAACGCAGAGCAAUCUGAAUCAGAUUUUGCAACACCCAAACCAAAAGGAAAGCGUGGUCGGAAAAAGAAGAUACCCAACGAAUUAGAUGCAGCUCAAACUCCCGAAACACCCAUCACAAAUAUAGAAUCCUAUUCCGCAUUAACACCCGCAUCCGGUAGCCGAACAAUGACCAAGGAGAAGAUAAUUGAAAAUCAAUUUAAUCCUCGUCUAUUACUGAUUACCAAACGCGAACAAUUGAAUAGCGAUACGGUACUAACACAUGAUUCAAGAUCCUCCGCGGGGCCAAUACAAUGUGGCCUUUGUUUGCAGCGAAUCACCGAAGCGAAAUGGAUAAUGCAUUUGUCACAGCAUUAUGGUGUUGGCUGGAAGAUGGGCGAGCCGGAAGUGGAUAUCUCCAAUCGUUCGACAGUUUUAAGUGUCAUCAUAAAUUUUCUACGCGAUACCGAAAUAAAGGGGUUAGCUUGUCGCAUUUGUAAUCGACUCUAUCGUUCCGGUUUGGGUCUGCUGACGCACAUUGAAAAUUGUGGUGGCGAGGCACAACGUGCCGACUGUGAAUAUUGUCAUCGUAAUUAUGCCCUAAGUACUCUGAACAUACAUCUGCGAUCAUGUCCGGAAAGGUAUAAACAAUUGAAACAAAACGAAGCGAUGUCCGAAACAAAUGACGAAGCUUCGCAGGGCGAACAAGAACAAGUUUUAAGUGUUACGGGACGGGCGAAACGUCACUCGACCAUUAAGGCUGAAACGAAAAUCAAAAAACUGGGAGCUGAGAUCUCCAAUAGUGUCGAUGAAAAAGGUGAUUUUAAUCCGCAGAAUCACAUUCGUCAUACAGCCGUCUUGGGUGAGGAGGUGCGUGAGAAGUGGCGUGAUGAUAUAAAGAAAUUCGCCAAGGCAUUUUGUCCGGGAAAAAUGUGUCAAUACACCAGUGAUAAAAUUGAACAACUAGAGGAACAUAUUCCGAACUGUCGUUUUCUACCAAAAUCUGGUUAUUAUUGUACAAUGUGUAAGCGGUCGAAAUGUUUUGUAACGGAAAAGGAAGCAAUUUCUCAUGUAAAUACCACACAUCGCACCAAAGAAGAUUUUUCUCUUUCCGAUUCGGAUUGUAAUAUAAAAACCGAUGAUGAACAAUCAUCGGAUGAUGAUCUGCUUUCGGAUGCCGUAGAAGAAGAUGAAAAUGAAUUAAAUGAUGUCGAUGAAGAAGCGUCAGAGGAGGAGGUUAAGAGUACUACGGCGACGAAGAAGAAGAAAUCCAGAAAAUCUAGACCCAAUACAAGGCCUAUGCCCACGGGUGGAAUAUACCGUAAAAGAGUUUUUGACAAGCGUAGUCGAGAUGGCACAAACAAGAUUAUUUUGGAUAAAUGGUUAAAUUUCACAAAUUUAAAUUAUACCACAAAUCCGCUGUUUGCAAAUUUCAAACCCCAUUAUUCGUUGCUCGAAAAUGGCGAAUGGGAAAAAUAUUUACCUCAACAAAGUCGGUCAAUGAAAUUUGCCAUGUCCAAGGAAAAGAAAUUAUCAACCACAAUCGGUUUGAAUACCGGCCGUAAUGAAGAUUGGCAGCAAAUUGAGCGGUUUCAAAAUUUCCAACAUGAAGCCGAAUCCUUUUGCUUUGCGGGUGCCCCCAUCGUAAGCUCUUCAUGGGUCCCACUGCCCAAUGAUGUCAGGGAACAAUAUCUGCUGAUUGCCUAUCGUCGGGAUAUGUUUAAAUUUACCAAAUAUCAAAAUCCCAAACGCGUCAAGACCACUUUGGUGUUAUUUAAAGUCAACCAAACUAAGGUGCAGGGCAGCAAAAGGCGGAUACCACAAAUUAAACUACAUUAUGUCAUUGCCAUAGCUGAUGGUCCGGUCUACAAUGUGGCAUUUUUACCUAGUGGUGGCUAUAGUGUGCCAGAAAAUCGUUUGGCUUUGGUUGCGGUGGCCACAGCGGGCAGUAAUAUAAACAUCUAUUCGUUACCUAUUGAGGUGGUCCCACAAUCGGAAGAGAUUUCAAAUGUCAUACCGAUUAUUGAACCCAAACCAUGUUUUGAAUUAAUGUUGGACAUCAUUAGCCAGGAUAAUAAUCCACAGGAUCAUGUGCUAAUGAAUACCCAAUGUUUGCAGAUAGUUUGGUCGGAGUAUUCUGGUCACAAUCACAUUUUUGCAAGCUAUUCCAAUGGCUGUAUGGCGAUGUGGGAUAUCAGUGAUGAUGCCCAGGAAAAUCUGAAUCGUUUCGAAGUAAAUGGUCUUAUACAAUAUGCUCCGAUUAAUUAUUUUUAUGUUGGAGAAAAGGGCAUACGAUAUUUUGCCAUACACUAUGACUCCCUUGGUCCCCGCUGGCUGGCCCUUAAUUGCUUUUGUCGUAAAUUUAUUAUUUACGAUAUUCGGAAUGUCAGUUUACCCAUACCGCUGAAAGAAGAUUAUGCCAAAAAUGUGGUGCGUGGCUUAGAAUGGUGUCCAUUGUGGGAGCCAAUUAUGGUGGCCUAUUGUGAUUCAAUACCAAAUAAUGGUCGUGCCGUUUUGCUCAUCAAUCCCACCAAUAUUAUGGCUCAACAACAAAAACUCGAUUUUGUGGUUAGUGCUGUUACGGCGAUCCAUUAUAAUCCAUGGAUAAAUUUAUGCAUCGAAUCGGUGGAUAAUGGUGAUCUGGUAUUUAUGGAUUGUCGUGAAAUACAUUAUGAACAUGUGUUGGGUAGGAAAUUUGGUGAACGUCGUAUCCUCUCAUCGAUGGAUAUACGACAAUUGAAUGGUAAACCCUUGCAGCGUCUAACGGACAUUAAGGAAAAUGAAAAAUCCGAAAUGGAAUGGUCAAUGUAUGAUCAGGAUUAUAAGGAGAAAUAUGGUGUUGUUUUUCAACCCAUGAUUAAGCUUAAAGAAUCAUUAAAGGACAGCUAUUUAAAUGAAAAUCGACGGGCACCGAUAAAUAUCACACCCUAUAUGCGUAUCAACACCGUGCGCUGUAAUCUAAAUAAAGGCGGUAAAAACUUGGUUGCCGUGGGCUAUGAAAAUGGAUUUUUGCGGAUUAUAAAUUUCGACAAGGAUUCACAGUUUCGGGAUUGGUAA